Passer montanus (Eurasian tree sparrow) is the source of this 748-nucleotide messenger RNA. RefSeq names its product proline-rich receptor-like protein kinase PERK4. The coding region runs from base 61 to 594 and encodes 177 amino acids. The transcript has 4 exons. NCBI's taxonomy places the organism in Eukaryota, Metazoa, Chordata, Aves, Passeriformes, Passeridae. The record is from RefSeq and is a predicted model, not a curated record.
GGACCCCCGCUAUGGGGGGCGGGGGGCGCGGUGGGAAAGCCGCCCCCCCCCGGGAUCUGGAUGAGGCCUGGGAAGGGCAGGCCACAGGAGGCGGAGGAUGUGCAGCCCCCACCCCCCGAGCACAGCACAGAGCCUGACCCGGCCCCAACGCCCCCCCCGGAUGCGGGGCAGCCCCCAGCCCAGGGCGCCGAGGACGAGGCGGUGGCGCGGGAGCUGGAGCAGCUCUACCUGUCCCACCUGCGCCGGCUGCGGGGGGACCCCGGCGACAGCGACCCCCCCCCGAGGAGCGGGGGGCCCCCCUUCCCCGAGCGAGCCCCCAACACCUCGCUGGCCAACGAGAUGGCGCUGCGCUACGAGGGCGGGGGUCGCUGCAGCCCCCCGCUGCUGCUGGGGAGGGGGGGCCCGCUGGAGGGGGCGCUGGUGGUGCCGGCGCGGCCCCCCCGGGGCAGGGGGAGCAGUUUGGGGGGGGCCCUGAGGGGGUGCGGGGUGGUCCUGGCCCUGGCCGUGCUGGUGCCCGUGGCCUGGGGGGACGGGGGGGGUCCCACGGCCGCGCUGGCCCUGGGGCUUUACCUGGCGCUGGCGUGGCUGACGUGAGGGGGGCCAGGGGGGGACCCCCCGAUUGUCACCUCCCAAAAAGUCACAGCCCACCCCCCCCCCCAUUCCACCUCUGAAAAUUGGGGCACCCCUAAAUCAAUCGGGGGGGCGGGCGGUGGAAGGGAACCCCCAAAUGGAAGGACACCCCCAAAUG